AUGACAAAAUCCAAAAAACCCACCAAAACCCUAAUCAAAUCCCUCCCUAAAAACUCUGCCCAAAACCCUAACUCUCUUCCUGUUGAAGUUGAGCCUAUUAUCCUCACCUCUCUUCCUGUCAAAUCCCUUUUACAAUUCAGAUCUGUCUCCAAAACAUGGCUUUCCGUCAUUGAUAACCCUUUCUUUGCUUAUUCCCACCUAUCCCGUGCCGAAACCCGGCUCGGGGUUGGAGGGAGCAGUAGUUCUCGUAUCCUUAUCACUUUCUCCAACUCUGAUGGAUCUAGGCAUUACCUUUACUCGGUCGGCCUCUUCGGAGGCCGUGCUGUCCAUCAUCUUACCUUACCCAGAAUCGGAAUCGGAAUUGGAACCGGAACCGAAGGUCCUAUGUCAAAGUGUAACUUUCUUAGCCCUGUAAAGGGUUUAGUGUGUUUCUUUAAUGGCAAGAAUGUAUUUGUUUGUAACCCUAGUACAAGAAAAGUCAGAAGUAUCCCUCCUUGCCCUAAUAAUUACAAAAAUACCACUCUAAAUUCUUAUUUUCAUAAGCCCUUUUGUUCUUACUCUUUUGGGUUUGAUUCUUCUUCUAACGUUUUCAAGAUCUUGAAUAUUUUCGGCACUAUCAGUAAAGAUGAUAACAAGUUGUACAAUGUUGAGUCUAGGGUUCUAAUUAUUAAAACCCCGGAUGAGUUUUCAUUCGACUCGUGUUCUUGGAGAAAGAUAUCAUCAUCUUUUCCUUACUCUUACCCUUUCCGAACACAAGGUGUAUUUCUUAAUGGCUCUAUUUAUUGGAUUGGAAAGAGGGCGCCGGGUGAGGAAAACAUCGUGUGUUUCGAUGUUGAACACGAGCAGUUUAGACUUAUUCCCUCGCCUCCUUAUGGGGUGCCAUCAAAAUCUAAGCUUGCUAAUGUAGGGGAGAGCUUAGGGAUCAUAAGCUUCAAAGAUUAUGGAGAUUGUUCCUUGGAAUUAUGGGUGUAUUUUAACUCUAAAUGGGUUAAAAAAGAUGCAGGAACAAACAUUGUUGCCCUAAAAAGAAAAGGAAUUGAUGCAAAUUUCGCGUCUAUUGUAGGUAAUGGAGGCAUGCUAUUGACUCCUGAUGUUUUGUUACUUAAUUUUGUUCUCCGUUCAUUGAAUGAUGGAAAGGUUAAAGGGAUCAGAAUUUCGGGUUUGCCCGGUUGGGUCAAUAUUUUGGACUACAAGAAGGUUAAUUUUAGUGUAUUUAACUAUGUUGAAAGCCUUAUUCCAUUAGACUUCACGGUUCGAUUUGGAGACUUUGUGGCUGACUUAGCCGGUGUUCGGGGUCCAAAACAGGCUUUGCCGCCUAUGAAGCUGGUGCCUCAUGAAGAGGAUGAGGUGAUGAAGGAGUGGGAAGGUGGACUUUUGGUGUUUGGUGGUUUUGAGGGUUUUGAAAUAAUUGAGGAUAAAUCAGGUUCAGGCAAGAGAUAUAUGAAAUUGUGGUUAAGAAAAUUACCCGGAAAAGAGGGCCUAAUUAAGAGGAAAUAA
This is a messenger RNA of Chenopodium quinoa (quinoa), 1497 nucleotides long. RefSeq names its product putative F-box protein At3g10790. The transcript has a single exon. The coding region runs from base 1 to 1497 and encodes 498 amino acids. Lineage: Eukaryota; Viridiplantae; Streptophyta; Magnoliopsida; Caryophyllales; Amaranthaceae. The record is from RefSeq and is a predicted model, not a curated record. Gene Ontology annotation, molecular function: protein binding.